CAUCGCUUUCACUCUGGCCAAAACGAAAGUGCUGUAAUGAAACAAGUCAAAUAACCAUUAAAGAUCUACAUAUGAAUCUCUGACCGCUUAUAUACAAAUAUAAUUAGCUUAGGUGUAAUCGCUAGUCAACGAUCUUAACCAUCAUAGUUAAUAAAAAAGUCGUCACCGAUCAUUUUGACCAAUCUCCAUAAAAUCCCCAAAAACCCAUCCACGAAACAAAAGGCCUUAAUUUGUUGUUAUUUUUGUUAGUCUAUCGUCAAAACCCAAUGUCCAUCUCUCUUCUCCACAUCGGCUUCGUCGUCUUCUCCGUCGUUGGCCUCCCGUCGUGCUUCUCGGCCGAUCAACAGUACGAGCAGUGCCUCUCACCUCUGAGAUGCGGAUCUAAUUCGGAGGUGUUUCCGAACAUUACUUACCCAUUUUGGGGCAAUAACAUCGGCAAGCCCGAUUUCUGCGGCCAAACAGAGUUCGAGCUUUACUGUAAGGAGAAUCACCUAACUCUGGAGAUUGAGAAUCUCAGUCUUCGAAUUAUUUCCGCGAAUCUGGACGACAAGACAGUCACCCUUGCCGAUGAGAGUGUGUUCGAGGGUGGUUGCCCAAAAACUUUGAACUUCAAAGGGGAUGAUCAGUUUUCUUUAAACCCUACCACCGACACGAUGGACCUUUUCAUUUGCUCUUCCGAUUACUCGGUCCAAUCGUUGUCUACGAUUACUUGCCAAGAAAGCAACAAAAGCAUGAGGACAUAUCACGCCUUUGGAUCGUCUAAUCCUCCCCAGAAUUGCGACAAGGUUGGAGAAAUUCCGAUGCUUGCGUCUUAUAAGACCGUUCUUCACCAGUCGAAUGGCUCGAAUCAAGCGUUGAAGAUGGCCUUGGAAAAAGGGUUCGAUUUGAGGUACAAAUUAGAAGAUCAGAUCUGCGAGGGUUGUACCAGUUCCAGUGGGAUAUGUGGUUCGGAGUCACGGUCGGGAGAUUUCCGCUGUCUGUGUGCAGACAGGCCUCACAAUUCCUCCUGUAACAUCAACGAUAACCAAGGUUAGUCCUUUAUCAUUUAGAAUCAAGGUCUAGCUCUUGCAGUCCCAAUUUUGUUGUUGUAUGUGAUUACAUUUAGUCAGAUUAUUGACACCACAAGUUCGUCAAAACGAUUCUGCACAUAGACUCAAGAACGUAUACUUUGACCAAUCGUGAUUUGACCCAACCUUUUAAAUCAUCUUUUUAAUACCCACUUGACUUUUUCAACAUGGUUUUACGUGUCCUGUUUUUCUAUCAUCAUUAAAUGUAGGAUAAACAGCUUGUCUUUGCACGAGACAGACUGAAUUUAAGUCUUGGGAGUUUUAAUGGGCCUUCACUAAUUAUUAUGGGCCCAGUUUGUUUUUUUUUUAAAGUCGGUCCAAGAAGAAAGUCCUAAACAAUAUUAGCGGGGAAUUUAAUGAAAGUAUAAUUUUCCUUGUGUUUGAAGUUUCUGCAAGUAGGCCGACCCUAAAACCGACCCGCUCUUGACCAAAAAUUUAUUAUUUCCAUUACAUGACUUUUCUAAUUUUCGAAAAUAAAUAAUUAAGAGCACUAAAUUAUCAUUUGUAAAGCUUUUGUGGGUCAUCUUCAACCUUAGAAAGACAAAUAAACAUUUCAGUCUUUAAGUGGGACAAUUUGCAGCCUUUAUUUUCUUUGUCCACAGAAAUUAGUGUUAAUACUCUUUGCACACACUAGUUGAACAACUCCAACUCUCACCCACUCCUUUGAAAACCUUUUUUAGUUUGUUUGCUUGUUUGUUUGUUUGCUCUUCUCUCUCUCUCUUUCGUUCUCUUCUUCUUGUUCUUUAUCUCAUUUUCUUGUUUGCAUCCUUAAAAUGACUCCUCCAUGUUUCAUCUACACAUCACUUCACAAAAUCUUCGUCACUUUCAUCUUCCACUUCAUACUAUUAGCGACCGAAACCUUCUCUCUUGAUCCAAAGUUUGAGGCUUGUGAGCCUCAAUCAUGUGGCAAAGGUCCCGAGAUCUCCUUUCCAUUCUAUCUAUCAGGAAGGCAAGAAUCUUUUUGCGGCUAUCCCAGUUUCGAGCUCAGUUGUGACGAUGAACAAGAGCUCCCUGUUCUCGGGAUCUCCGGUGAGGAUUACGUCAUCAACAACAUAUCUUAUUUGACACAGUCGUUACAGGUCGUGAACUCAAGGGCGUCUCGUGAUCCAUGCCCGAGCCCUAUGCAUAAUCUUACCCUCCAUAGGACUCAUUUCUCUGUGAUCUCUUCUCAUAUAAAUUUCUCCAUAUUUUACAAUUGCUCCGACCACCUGUUGGAGGAUUUUACGACAUACCCUCUUACUUGUUCUGGCAACGCGAGUCUUCGAUCUUUUGGGGUCUUCGGGAGGGAAAGUCUGGGAAAAGAGAAUAAAAGUGCAUCCGGGUCGUGCCAGAAACAAGUCGACGUUCCUGUUUCAGCUAGUGGCGAGUCUGGUGUAAAUCUGUUUGCUGGCAUGCCUUAUACCGAGAUUUUGAAGAGGGGUUUUAUUCUGAAUUGGACUGCACACAGUUGCUUCCGCUGCAAUAGCAGCGGCGGGCGAUGUGGAACUGUCGAUAAAGAAUUCGUUUGCUUGUGUCCUAAUGGACCUAACAUUCAUGAUAAUUGCAGAUAUGGUCUACGUCGUGAUCCAAAUGUGAACCGGAAGAUCGCCAUAGGUGUUGCCGCUGGAGCCGUGGGGUUAACAGUAGCGAGCAUCUUCUGGUUUGUGUACCAUCGUAGAAAAACCAAAAGUUACAGAACUUCUUCAGCAUUGCUUCCAAGAAACCUCUCCUCAGAUCCAUCUUCAAAGUCUUCCGACGUUGAGAAAGCAGAGGAGUUGUUGGUCGGAGUUCGUCUCUUCUCUUACGAAGAGCUCGAAGAGGCCACUAAUAACUUCGACCCAUCUAAAGAACUCGGUGAUGGAGGCUUUGGCACUGUCUAUUACGGUAAGCUUAAAGAUGGACGAAGCGUAGCCGUGAAACGGCUGUUCGACAACAACUUUAAAAGAGCAGAGCAAUUCAGGAACGAAGUUGAGAUCUUAACGGGUUUACGCCAUCCGAACCUCGUGGCUCUCUUUGGCUGCUCCUCAAAACAGAGCCGGGACUUACUGCUAGUGUACGAGUAUGUUGCAAACGGCACGUUAGCUGAUCAUCUACAUGGUCAACAGGCUAACCCGAGCUCACUCCCUUGGUCCACUCGGCUCAAAGUCGCUGUUGAAACCGCCUGUGCCUUGAAGUAUCUCCACGCCUCCAAGAUCAUCCACCGUGAUGUUAAGUCCAAUAACAUCCUACUCGACCAAAACUUCAAUGUCAAGGUUGCGGAUUUCGGACUCUCGAGGCUGUUUCCGAUGGAUAGAACACACGUAUCAACCGCUCCGCAAGGAACUCCAGGCUAUGUCGAUCCAGAUUACCACCUAUGCUAUCAACUCUCCAACAAAAGCGACGUGUACAGCUUCGCGGUAGUGCUGAUGGAGCUUAUCUCCUCGCUUCCAGCUGUCGACAUCACAAGACCGCGACAAGAGAUCAACCUCUCGAACAUGGCAGUCGUCAAAAUCCAGAACCACAAACUCCACGAAAUGGUGGAUCCUUCACUCGGUUUCGACACGGAUGCAAGAGUGAGACAGACGGUGAUCGCCGUAGCUGAGCUGGCGUUCCAAUGCUUGCAGUCGGAUAAAGAUCUUAGACCGUGUAUGUCGCACGUACUGGAGACGCUGACAAGGAUACAGAACAAUGGGUGUGGUUCGGAAACGGAUGUUGUUGCAGAUGUGAGUAAGAGUGGACCGUUGGUUGCACAGUCUCCUGAUAGUGUAAUUGUGAAAUGGGACAGUAAGUAAAUUAGUCACACGGUCACUAACAUUUUUAUGUGUUUGUAAAUGUUUUAAAUUGUUAACUAACAGUUAGAAUUUGGUGUUCGUGUUCUGUAAUACAUGAUAUUUUUGGUAAUGUAUAUGAUCUGAGUUUCAUAAACAAAUAACUUACUCUUGAAG
Messenger RNA from Thlaspi arvense, 3970 nucleotides. Lineage: Eukaryota; Viridiplantae; Streptophyta; Magnoliopsida; Brassicales; Brassicaceae. The record is from the annotation of a GenBank genome assembly.